This is a messenger RNA of Didymodactylos carnosus, 4394 nucleotides long. The record is from the annotation of a GenBank genome assembly. Lineage: Eukaryota; Metazoa; Rotifera; Eurotatoria; Philodinida; Philodinidae.
GCUAUUGUUCAAAGUUGAUCGAUUUUCUGACAGAUAUGAGGUCCGAAGGGGAACCAACGAUGUAGAACCCCAUAAAAUUGUAUGCUCUUUUAUUCUAGAUACCUUUCGAGAAGAUCUGAAAUGGGGCUGAUCCUCGUUCUUAUUGCACCCCGUCCUUUGAAAAGAAAGAUCGACAAUGAACUAAUUCAUUUAAUGUUUCGUUGAUAUUUGUUGGUCUCUUCUACUGUUAGUUUUUCUCAGUUAUUUUUCCAGAUAUGAAAUUUGGCGUGGAUAACACUAUUAUCAUCUGGCAGUAGAUCAUCUUUAUAGAAGUCAGCUAAUUUUUUAACAUCAUCGACUGUUUUAUUUACCACAUAAACUGGAAUUGAACUCAUUAUUUUCACAACUAUUUUAUGAUUUUCACUAAAUCUGAAUGAUAAUUGAUCAAGAGUUGUUUGCAUGAAUACUUCAUAAAUAUGUUUUAAUAUCAUUUGAUUGUUUUAUGUUUACUUGUUCUUGAUACUUUUAACUCAACAUUAUUAUCUCGACAAAAUUGUUCAAAAUCAUUUUGUAAUUGAUCGAGUUUAGUUUUAUCAUACUGUAAUACGGUCAAAUACCUUUCAAUAUUUUGAAUAUUAUUAUAAUAUUGAAUGAGAUCUAAAUGUACAUGAUCUACGUACACAUUUGACUGACAAGACGACUAACUAACUCACCACAUUUCUUAUCUUACAGCGCAUCGCAAUAUGGUUUUGUAACAGGAAAUAUCUUUGACACAACAAACAGUGAAAUUAUAAAGUCAAUAUCGGCAACACAUUUUAAAUAAGUUCUUUAAAAAGUUUAAAUUAAAGUUAACUUAUUUAUAAAUUAAACUUAUUAAAGUUUAAAUAAGUUCCACUCGUUUCUGCAUCGCCAUUCUGCAUCGUAAAUUCUAACAGAAUAACAACGGCAGAAUACAUGUUUAUCUACCCAACGAUGCUUUGCUAAUUUUGUUAGUUUUCUUUUUCUUUUGAAUACAUGUGGUUGCUGCGAUUUGAGCAGAAAUUGACACUUUGGUGACGAAUUAAAAAUAUUUAAUUAUUACUUUAACUGAUCCAAAAAAUGAUUUUAUUACAUUCUCAUUACAUGCGCUACAUAGUGCUAACCCCAAUGAAUGACUUGAGCAGUGAAUAUAAAUCAUCAGCGGUAUAAACGCCCAAAGCGUUUACUUUCAGAAUCUGUAUCACUUUUUGACUCAAAAAUAAAUUUUCAUGGUUUUAGAGGAGGGUUUUUCAAAAGCAUAAAAAAAAACAUUCAAAUUCUAUUUUUUUCAUGAGACUUAUGUAAUCAAACUGUUUUUUAAUCUUGCAGAUUUGUAGAGCAACCUUUUCUGGUUAAAACAAGACAUUGCACAACUCUGUGUGGUUUUCUGCUAAAAAGCUACAAGCAUUUUCCUACAAGCCCUAAAGUCUGAUUUUAUGAGAACAUAUAUGAACCAUCAAACGAAACAAUCUUUCGUUUAUUCAGUCGCUAAAUACAGAAAAGAACGAGUUAAAGUUGGUUGAAGGGGUUUCUGAUCAAAUAUGUAUUCGUUCUUCUAUAAACGAAUAAUUUUAAUCUGUAAAAUAUUAGCUGUAGAAAUACAUGGAGCAUUUUAAACAAAUUUUAGUUUUACAAUACUGAUGGAGACGUGGUUCUGUUUUCAAUCUUUUCGCAAUUCUAAUUUUAAAUUGGUCUCAUUUCAACUUUUAAAAUCAGUUGUGUGUUUAGUUCAGAUAUACAUAUGUGGUAUCUACAGCCAACUUUUUAAAAAGUCCCUCCUACAAAAUUCUUUCUUUUGGCUAACUCUUGGUGUAAUUCGAUUUUUAAAAGUGCGUAAUAGAAUGUCAGUCAACUACUCAAACCAACCGUUAACUUUUUAUGUGAUAUCUCUCUCUAGUUUAUUAUAUUAAUUUGUGAUAUUGAAUAAAAAAUCACACAUUUGGAACUUUUUCGUGUGAAACCACAGAUGGUGAAGAAAAAAAGACAUGUGUUUUGAAAAAAAUGUCGGUAUCAUUAACAAUUAUUUAUCAAAAAUGAAAAUUUAUUGUCUAGUGUUAACUGUUGUUUACAUAAUAUUUGAUUUUAAUUAUUCUUGUGUUAACUCAUGCGGCAUCAUCACACACAUUGAAAUCUCUUAUCGUGCUCAAGAUUUAUGGAAUCAUCGUCCAAAAUAUCAACAACUCGUACGAAAACAUCAAGAUGCAUUGCAAGGUGGUAGUCCGUAUCCAGAUGUGAUGUAUGAUGAAGUGUGCUACAAAGGAAGUUUACAUUCAGUUGCUGAAGAUACACAUUGGUAUCCAUUCAUGAAAACGGCUAUCAGUUACUUAAGAAAAAUGUAUCCACCGCCAAUAACAGAAGACGGUGAGAAAUUACUUGUGUUUCUGCUAGCAGUUGGGGCUCACCAAGUAUCCGAUGUCGUUUGGCACGCCAGUUUAACCGGUUGCCCGAAUGGUUUUAUCGAUGGUGAUGCUUGGAACGAUUUUCAUGAUGACCGUUCGGCAGCUCAUUCGAGUGUUGAUCCUGGUGGAGACUCGAUUUGUGAUUAUGAGUUACCAAUAGGAUAUAUUGGUUUGGUAAACCGUUGGUAUGUGCCAAGUGAACAUUUACAAUCAAUUUACAAACAAUAUGCCGAUAUAUAUCACUCACCAUUAGAAUUGAAUGCCACUGCUCAAAUUGUCGAAAUAUGCAGUGAUCUAAUGUUUAUUGGACGUUUUUUUGAUGAUUUAUUUCUCGGUGUAGAAUACCCAAAAUAUUCAAAAAAUAAUACAUUUCUGUUAGAAGAACUUUAUGAUUAUUACUAUGGCGGAAUAGAAAAUAUGGCACGAGAAACCGUUCGUUAUUGGGAUUCUAUUAUUGACAUGUACGAAUUCGGGACGGAUAUAUGCGCAGACAGUGAUAAUCCAUACUACUUGAAUUGUUCAAGCCAACAGUAUAGUCAUAAACAACAGCAAUCGAUAGCGUACGUCGAGAGUAAAGCAAGAAAUACCCAUUUACCAUUUACUCAACAUUCUUUACCGUUGUUGUCAGAUUUGAAAUAUACAAAUGUUGAUACUGGACUAAUAUCAAAUCAAAGUUAUGCAGAUUUUGGUCAUUCAUCGUUGAUUGCUGACUUUAACAAUGAUAGUUUUGACGAUUUAGCUGUUAGCGCACCCAAUUAUUACAUUCUUGGCUGUCCACAAGGUGGAAGAGUGUUUAUUAUUUAUGGUCAAAAGGGCCAGGCUCUUGUUCCCGAACGAAAUAUAUCCAUAAUUGAACAAUUAGCUGAUCAGACACUGAUUUCUCCGUCGUGUGACGGUGAUCGUUUUGGAACAUCGUUAACUACUCUUGAUUGGAAUAAAGAUGGAUUUAAUGAUUUGGUGAUUAGUAGUCCAUCCAGAAAGUUUGGAUUCAAAGGUUCUGUAUUCAUAUUCAGCGGUGGCAAGAAUGGCCUAGAACCAUUGCCAUCUGUACAAAUUGAUGGCGUUAAUGAGCAUGAUACUGUUGGAUGGAAUAUUCAGGGUGCACAUUUAGAUAAUGAUCAAUCACUUGAUCUUAUAAUAUCGAGUCCAUUUGCACAAAAAAAUGGUUAUGAUCAACCUCAACAAGGUGUUGUUUGGAUAUUUUUAAAUAGCAUUGGAAAAACUAAUUUAACCGUCCAAAAUGCCACAUAUACAAUAUGGGGUGAAAUCCCAAAAUCAAAAUUUGGUUAUUCAAUAACGAUCGUUCCCACAUCUUGUACAACAAAUGAAAAACCAAUUCUAAUGAUUAGUGCACCCAAUUAUGUUCUACCUGACACACCUCAAAGUCAAGGUGUUGGAAAAGUGUAUGCAUACACAAUUAGUGAACAAGGACCACAACUAGUAUUCUCUGUAACUGGUAAUGAUAUGGAUCAUUUUGGUCAUAGUUUAUCAAUCGAAAAACAACACUGCACACUAGCAGUUGGCGCGCCAACAAGUUCAACAGACUGGGAGGGUGCAGUUAUAUUAUUAUCAUUACCAAAAAUAUUAAAAAAGUCUAAUAAAAAAAAAUCUUUAUCAUUGAAUGAUAUUCCACCGCUUGCUAUAAUCGUGGGUGAAUUGAGAUUUCAAAGAUUAGGUACAACAGUACACUGGACAAAUACAUACGAUCUAGUUCUGACAGCUCCUUUAGGAAAAUCGCUAUUAGCCUCGGAAGGUCGUGCUUAUAUUAUCGAAGCUAGUCGCAUUCCUUUAACACCGACGAGUGAACCGAUUUCAAUUACAAAAAUUAGUUCAAAAACACUUGUUGCAGAUAAUAGAAUUAAUCGUUUUGGAACACAUUCAAAUAUACUUUCUUCACCAUCGAUGAAUUUGACAUAUUUUACCAUUUCGUCUCCAUUUACACCUUCAAAGGAGGAAACUGUUCGUCUUCCAGGAGCUCUAUAUUUUUAUAAAUUAUGA